AACGCCGUCAACGCAACGACUACCAGCGCGCUCCGCCACCUAUCCACCAACCAACGUCGAACGGUCCUAUACGCGUUUAUGCCGUACAACGCGAACUUCCCCGCUCCUCUUCGACGGUCCACCGACCGCUUCUUCGUUCGUCCCUUGUAAACAACGAAAAAUUCCCCCUUGCCCCACUCCUCCCAAUCAUCGUUUGCUGCUGCCGGGUGUGUGCGUAUGUGUGUGUGUUCGCGUUGCCGUCGAGGUUUCCGAAUCCCGAGUCCGCAGACCGAAUAACAUGACAAAAAUGGCCGACGGCGUGGAUAUCGAUCUGUACGCCGACGAUUUGGAACAAGACUUUGCUCAGGAGGAUUUUGCUGGCAAUGAUAAUGUAGAUUUAUAUGAUGAUGUCAUAUCAGGGACUAAUGAUAAUGCUCAGACAAGACAACCAGUUGAUAGACCUCCUAGUGCAAAUAAUCAAAAUAGCACUCCUUUAGUGACCAAUGGCUCAUCCUCUAAUAAUUCUACUAGUAAUAAUGCUACUACUGGACGUCGAUAUCAAUUAUAUAUUGGUAACUUAACUUGGUGGACAACUGAUCAAGAUAUAACUGAUAGUGUUACAAGCAUAGGAGUAUCAGAUUUUAUUGAAGUAAAAUUUUUUGAAAAUCGAGGAAAUGGUCAAUCAAAAGGUUUUUGUGUCGUUACAUUGGGUUCAGAACAUAGUUUACGACUGGUUAUGGAUAGAUUACCAAAAAAAGAACUUCAUGGACAGUCGCCUGUUGUUACAUUUCCAACAAAACAAGCCCUUUUACAAUUUGAAUCACAAUCUAAAACUCGACCAUUGCCUCCACCGAAUAAUCAGAAUAUGCCUUCAAUGGGAGGCAUGUCAAGAACUCCUGGCCAAGUUAUGCAGCAGCCUAUGCGGGGUGGUCCUAUGAUGUCACAACAACCUAUGAUGCAACAACAAGGUAUGAGAAACAGAAUGCCAAUGCAAGGUAUGCAACAACCUCAAGGUAUGCAGCCACCUAUGGGUAUGACUAAUGGACAUAGAAUGCCAUUACAACCAGGUGGUCCUAUGGGACCCCAUCAACAAGGCCCUCCUCCACCAGGUUACCAAAACCAGUGGAAUGGACCUAAUCAACAAAUGGGUCCACCUCGACCAGGAAUGCAACCCCAAGGGCCUGUGGGCCAACCUAGAGGACCACCUCCAGGAAUGUACCCUCCUGGUCAAGGUCCACCACGAAUGGGCCCACCUCAAGGCCCUCAAGGUCCACCAGGACCUGGUGGUCCGCGUGGAGAUUGGAAUCGUCCUCCUGGAAUGGCACCCCAUCAAAUGGCUCCUCCUGGAUCUGGUUUUGCACCACAUCAACAAGGUCCACCAAUGCAAGGUCCUCCACCUGGUCAGGGUCCAGUUCAAAUGAUGCCUGGUGGUCCUGGUCAAGCACCAGCACCUCAUGUUAAUCCUGCAUUCUUCCAGCAGCCAAGUGGUGCACCACAGGGACCUCCUGGUCAUCCAGGUUAUGGUCCUCCUAAUGGUGCUUCUUCUAGACCUUAUAUGAGUAAUGAAAUGGGAAUGUCUGAACAAGAAUUGGAAGAAAUUAUGAGUAGGAACAGGACUGUAUCAAGUUCUGCUAUAGCUCGUGCUGUUGCUGAUGCUGCUGCUGGUGAAUUCUCAAAUGCUAUUGAAACUUUAGUUACAGCAAUAUCAUUAAUUAAGCAAUCUAAGGUGGCUAGUGAUGAACGUUGUAAAAUAUUAGUGAGUUCUUUACACGACACAUUACAUGGAAUUGAAACCAAGAGUUACAGUUCAAGAAGAGAGAGGUCCAGAUCACCCCGGGAUAGAUUGCAUAGAAGAUCAAGACGUGAGCGCACUCGUUCUCGUGAACGUGAUUAUAGAGACAGAAGUCGUGAACGUGAUCGUGACAGGGAACGGGAUCGCGACAAAUAUGUUAACAGGUACGUUGAUCGUUAUUAUACAUCAGAACGAGACGGUGACAGAGAUAGGGAAAGAGAAAGGGAUCGCGAAUACAGAGAGAGAAGUCGUGAAGACAGUUUAUUGUUUAACAGUUCUGUAAAAGCAAGCGGCCGAAAUAGGAAAAUCACCCCGCCCGAUGUAACCGAGUCUGUUCCUGUAUCCUCUAAAUCCAGGUAUUAUGAUGAUCGUUAUCGAGAGCGUGAACGUGACAGAGAUAGAGAACGUGAUCGGGAACGUGAACGUGAACCGACUUCUAGCAGGAGAGCAGUUGAUGCAGACAGAGAUAUUGAACGUGACAGAGAUCGCAGGGAAGACAGAGCUGAAUCAUCGCAUCGUAGUUCUAGACAUUAAUACAUCUAUGGCGCCGCUGAUCCAUCCAUUUAUAUUAUAUUAUAAAUACAAGUUUGCGCAAGACUGUAUCUUUGAAAUUUAUGUAUCCAUUUGUAGAUUG
Sipha flava (yellow sugarcane aphid) is the source of this 2405-nucleotide messenger RNA. RefSeq names its product cleavage and polyadenylation specificity factor subunit CG7185 (gene Cpsf6). The transcript is spliced from 12 exons. The coding region runs from base 278 to 2305 and encodes 675 amino acids. Gene Ontology annotation, molecular function: mRNA binding. The record is from RefSeq and is a predicted model, not a curated record. Gene Ontology annotation, cellular component: mRNA cleavage and polyadenylation specificity factor complex. Gene Ontology annotation, biological process: mRNA alternative polyadenylation. NCBI's taxonomy places the organism in Eukaryota, Metazoa, Arthropoda, Insecta, Hemiptera, Aphididae.